Phaedon cochleariae (mustard beetle) is the source of this 1017-nucleotide messenger RNA. The record is from the annotation of a GenBank genome assembly. NCBI's taxonomy places the organism in Eukaryota, Metazoa, Arthropoda, Insecta, Coleoptera, Chrysomelidae.
CCCUGUAUAACAUGUUAUUGACAAAUAUUUCAAUUUUGACAUAUGAUUAGCAUGUUAACCUUUAAUUUUUGAGCUGGAAAAUUUCAGAUGCUCUUCAACAUCUCUGUUCUAGAGAAAAAUGCCUUCAAAACAUAAAAUUUGCUGUAAGAUUUCCUAAACAUGUACCAAUUUGACUGUGAUGGAUACUACAAUAACAGUAAUUAACCUAAUUUUGGAGACUGGAUUUCGUCUUGGCAUCUGGAUAUUAUUUCUAUGGCUCGACAAACAUGGACCGAUAAUCCGUCACAUUGACGAAGACGAAAUGUGGAUGUACCGGUACCCGUCCAUGGACAGCAUAGUUCCGAAAUUCUACCUUUACGUCAUCAUAUGCGUUUUCCCUCUGAUCGUUUUCUUUCUCCAGUUCGUCAUAAACGGUCGCAGAGAACAGACCAUUCCAGAUAUAUUCCAGAGUAUCUCCGGACUAACUCUGGCUUAUUGCAUCAACGGUAUUCUGACUACCACUUUGAAACUGACUCUGGGUAGGCCUAGACCGAAUUUCUUCCACAGGUGUUUCCCUGAUGGUUAUGGCACCGACAUUGACAACUGUACCGGAGAAUACCACGGAAUGCUGGAUGGUAGAAAGAGUUUUCCUAGUGCUCAUGCUUCAUUCGCCUUCACCUGCAUGGUCUAUCUCACUCUGCACAUCAAUAAGUUGAUCGAUUUGAAGAAAGUGAGGGUUUGCAGAGGGAUUUUAAUGUUUUUGAUGAUGGUACCUAUAUUACUGGCUACUUUGAUAGCUGUGAGUAGGUGCGCUGACUAUCAUCAUCACUAUACAGAUGUUAUUGGGGGUGCAAUUUUGGGGACGUCUAUAGCAGUAUUGACACAAAAUAUAUAUUCAACAGUGGACGCAAAAGAGGCAGAGGAAAUAUUGGAAUUAGUUGAAAAAUAUAGUUACAUAAGUUUGGUGCCAAAAGGGAAACAAAUUUGAUCAAUAGCUCAUUAACGGAUUUUUCUCACAAUAAAACUGUUUAUGCCUGA